Messenger RNA from Petromyzon marinus (sea lamprey), 7454 nucleotides. Its product is annotated as solute carrier organic anion transporter family member 5A1-like. Gene Ontology annotation, molecular function: protein binding. The record is from RefSeq and is a predicted model, not a curated record. Lineage: Eukaryota; Metazoa; Chordata; Hyperoartia; Petromyzontiformes; Petromyzontidae. Gene Ontology annotation, cellular component: basolateral plasma membrane. Gene Ontology annotation, biological process: sodium-independent organic anion transport; transmembrane transport.
AUUUGAGGCUGAGUCGACCUAGGGGAGGCCCAGGACCGGUUCAGAUAAUCGUCACUGAUGGUGUUGGUGUCCGAGAGCUGGGUUUGUAUAACACACGACCGCUCUCUGCUCUGGUUAGCACAGAGCACAACACACACAUAUAUAUGCCCUGUGCGUAGUAGCCUUAACAGUCUUUUGGGGCAAGUGAUUUUUCGCGACUUUAUUUGUUACGAGCACAAUACGCACGCACAUAUACUGCGCGCGACCUGGAGGAGUGUUUGUUCGCUGCACACACAGACGCAGGCAACAGACAACAACAAGCCGUAUGUCUACACCAAGCCUAGGUGACAUGCACGAAAUGUAAAGCGAAAAUAAGGAUAUACGCUACAGCUUUUUAUUCGGGAAAAUAGGCUGAGAUGGGGGGGUUUCUUUUUUUAAAGGAGGAUAUUUUUAAUCUCGCUAAUGAAGACGUGCAGAGCGCCGUCCGGUUUCGUUUUGCUGUUGUCGCUGUACUCUUACAGCACUUGAUUUAAAUUGCUACCUAUUCUGAGCGAGGUCAAUUCGAUUUGAUCGUGAACGGCUUCGAAUGACGGUGUCAACACUCAAGGAUGUGACGACGACGACGACGGCGAUGAUGAUGGUGAUGAUGGCUUGGACGACGCGAGUUGCAGCACGCCGCCUCGCUGCGUGACAGCCAAAGCCCGAUCUGCACGAGACGAGCAAAGUCCUCGCGGAUGACGGGCGGACGGACGGACGGACAGACGCCUGCUGCUGUUGCUGUUGCUUCCCCGCCGUGAAUGUCACGGGCCGUCGUGCGCGGAACAUCGGGAUGGAGUGACCUCAUCGGCCGUCUCUACGCAGCGCAAGCGACACGUGGCGAGCGCGCGUUCUGGAGGAGGUGGCCCGUCGCGCGAGACGUCUCGGAGCUCGAGUGGAGUUGAGAGGAGCGCUGUCGCCGAGGGCGUUGCGUUGAGACGGAAAGCAGCGGAGGAAGAGGAGGAGCGAGGACGCGGGAAGAUGCCCUGGCAGGGUGUUUGGAAGAAGCAUGUGACCGAGAGUUCAUAGGGCUUGAGGGUCGAGAGAGAGAGAGAGCGAUAGAGAGGCGGGAAGGUCUGGCGGAGAAUUGCUGACGGAGUUGGACAGCGACUUUGAAUGUUAGAUUUGAGUGGAGAAAGAAGUGACAGAGCAAUUCGACUGUGUGGAGUUUCAAGAGCUACGCUUCAUCCUAGCAGCUAGAGCGGAAGGCUGAGGACGGAUAGCGAAGGAAGUAAAGUGACAUUAUUUUAAAAGGCGAAAAAAGUCGAUGCGGAUUUGAGCGAGCUGAGAGAGAACGGCGAGCUAUCGUGGGGAGGGAUAGAGCCACAGGAGUUAGCACGACGGGAUCGACUCAAUGAGAACGUUGAGCCAUCUCUACCAACAGCACUGGGAAGAAUAACAUCAACAACAACAACAACUCUACACACAUCCCAAAACGGAGACACUGACACAGGGGAGAGAGAGGUAGAGACGGGGGCUGGGUGGGGUGACGGAGAGAUGUCCUCUCACAAACAAGCGCCGCUGUCUCCGCACUCCACCGGCGCCGGAGUUGAACCCAGCGGCCUUUCGACGCGCGGCUGCUGGUGCAGACGUCGCUUCGAGGACUCGCGCUGCUUCUUGCUCUCGAUGUGCAGCCUCACCUUCGUGCAGGCGCUCAUGGUGUCGGGUCUUCUCAACGGGGUCAUCACCACGGUGGAGAGGCGCUUCAAGCUGCGCAGCUCCGAGUCGGGCCUGGUGGUGAGCUGCUUCGACGUGGGCAGCCUCUCCGUCGUCGUCUUCGUGAGCUUCUUCGGCGGUCGAGGUCGCAGGCCGCGGUGGCUGGCCGCCGGCGGGCUGCUCGUGGCCCUGGGAGCUGCCAUCUUUGCGCUGCCCCAUUUCUUGACCAAGGGUAGUUCCUCCUCCUCCUCCCCAUCAUCAUCAUCAUCGUCGUCGCCGUCCUCCACGAACGUGGGUGACCUCCCGGGACCCUACGCAGGAGACUCGGGGAUGCAGACUCCGUUGGAGUUGUGCGUGCCGACGACAUUGGCGGAGAGUCCCAACGAUUCCUCGCUCGGGGUCACCAAGGGACAACCAGGCCUCGUCCACGCCCUCUCCCCGCUGGCUACGGCCACCGGGGGAGGUGAGGUCGCGUGCGGCGUCGGCCUCCAGGCGGAGGGGCUCGGCGGUGAGCGCGCGAUGGCCAUGGCCCUGUUCGUGUUGGCCCAGCUGCUGGUCGGGAUGGGCGCGGCGCCAAUCUACACGCUGGGGCCCACGUACCUGGACGACAACGUGAAACCUGAGAACGUGUCGCUCUACCUGGCGGCGCUCUACGUGAUGGGGGCCCUGGGCCCUGCUGCCGGGUACCUGCUCGGGGGGUUCCUCAUCGGGUUCCCCGAGUGGCCGGGGGAGCAGAGCUCCUUGAGCCAGGACGAUCCACGCUUCAUUGGAAACUGGUGGGGCGGCUUCCUCCUCUGCUCAAUGGCCAUGCUUCUCGUGGUCGUGCCCAUGUUCGCGUAUCCCAAGCGGCUGCCUCCCCGCGCCUCCCGCAACGCCAGAGGGCCUCCGACGAGUCUCGGUUGGCCCGAUGACCUCCGGUGGCGGCAGCAGCAGCAGGCGGCGGGCAAAGUGAACGGCGAGGAGGAGGAGGAGGAGGAGAGGAGGAGGAGGAGGAAGGAGUUGGAGGAGGCCGAGUCGGCCAGCGUCCAGGACUCCGCCGUUUCCUGCACCAGCGUCUGCAGCAUCACCGCGAGCGUCCCCUCGCCCGCCACGGACGCAGGAGGGCGAGUUCCCCAGCGAACCUCAACUAUGAACUUUGGCGAUGACAUGCGAGAGCUUCCCCGUGCGGCAGUGCGCAUCAUGGCCAACAAGCCCUUCCUAUUCGUGAGCCUCUCCUACACGGCCGAGUGUGCCAUCGUCACAGCACUCAUCACCUUCAUCCCCAAGUUCAUCGAGUCUCAGUUCGGAGUCCCUGCGUCCCGAGCCAGCACCUACACCGGACUCAUCAUCGUGCCGGGCGCCGGCGUGGGCCUCCUGCUGGGUGGCUACAUCAUCAAGCGGCUGCAGAUGAGCGCCUGCGAGGCCGCGCGGCUCGCCCUCUGCUGCAGCGGCGUCUCCCUGCUCUGCUUCUCCACGCUCUUCAUCGUCGGCUGUGAGAGCAUCAACCUGGGGGGCAUCAGCAUCCCCUACACCACCGGACCCUCGCUGACCGUGCGACAGCGCAACCUGACGGGCAGCUGCAACGAGCGCUGCGGGUGCCGCGCGGGGCGCUACUCUCCCGUGUGCGGCUCCGACGGGGUCACCUACUUCAGUCCCUGCCUGGCGGGGUGCAGCGGCGUGAUCAACGACACGGCCACGGGCGCGCUGAACUUCACGGAGUGCACGUGCGUGCAGAGCCAGGAGGUGGUGGCGGCGGUGGCCACGGCUAUGGCCACGGCGGCGGUGUCGGCGUCGUCGGGGGGCGGUGCUGUGCCGGGCCUGGCCGGCCUCUUCAUCGUGCGAACAAACCUCCACUCUGCCGGCUUCGCCACGCCGGGGAAGUGCCGCAAGGAGUGCGGCACGCUCGCGCCGUUCCUCGUCUUCCUCUUCGCGGUGACCCUCAUCACGGUGUGCGCCCAGCCCUCCGCCAUCAUUGUCACACUCCGGUCAUUCCCAGAGCGAGACCGUCCCUUCGCCCUGGGGAUGCAGUUCGUGCUCCUCCGAGCCCUGGCCUACAUCCCGACACCCAUCUACUUCGGCGCGGUCAUCGACACCACGUGCAUGCUGUGGCAGAGCGACUCGUGCGGCCUCGUGGGCUCCUGCCUCGAGUAUGACAGCACGGCGCUGCGCUUCGUCUACUUCGGCAUGGCCGCGGGACUCAAGGUGGCCGCCUUCGUCUUCCUCUUCCUCGCCUGGCACCACGUGCGACGGGGCGCCGACCGGGGUUCGGGGGCCCUUCCCGGCGAAGACAAGGACCGCGUCGGCCGCGGCGUCCGCGUCAACUCGGUGACGUCGCUCGCCGGCGUCGACCGGACCGUGGCGCCGCCCGUCGGCAGCGCCGUGUCGGCCUCCGACUCGGCCUUCACGGCGGCGUCGCUCGGAUCCGUGGAGGCGGAGACGCGGACGCGAUCGUCCUCGCGGUCGCUCGGGGAGCCCCGAGCGGGUGGCUACGCGGAGACGGCCGCGGCGGCCGCGGCCGCGGCGGCCGCGCCGGCGCGAGCGCAGUCGCUCGCCUGCGUGGUGGACGGGCGCUCUGCUCUGCCGGGCGACGACGGCCGGGCGAUGAUUUCCACCAGACUCUAGCGGCUGACGCUCGCUCGCACGGGGGCUCGCCCCCGUUCAAUUGGCGGGCGGGGAGAUGGGACGCCGUCGACGGGGAUAGACGUCGGGGCUGUGAGGGAAGGGUUUGAUUUCGGAUUGGGUCGCUGAAAUGAACCCACGCCUCGAGUCGACUCGGCACUGGCGAGGCGCGUGUCCUCGCUGGGUAUCGGUGUGUCUUGUCGCCGCAGCCUAGCGCGUUUGAAAUUUCCUAUUCACGGUAUCCAUGAUCCGGUAUCCAUUGAUCCACGGGUUGAGAACCGCUGGAUUAAGAAGUUACAGUGAUGCUUAGGUGUAAAACUUCGUUUCGCUUCGGGGGUUAGGAUUAUGAUGAGUUUACCGUUCUGGUUAGGGUUGUGGUAAAAUCUAAGCUGAGAAAGUGACAGAUUUAGGGUGUAAGGUUCAUCUACGAUCUAAAUCAGAGAAAGCUUUAUUCUCAAUGUAUCCAAUUUCAUUUAUCUGCAGACGAGUCAAUCUGGCAUUGUCUCUCAGAUAUGUUAAAUUCAUCCUGUUAGUAUUAGGUACUUGGAAAUUUGUCCUAGGGUUAUAUUUAAGAUUAGGGUCAUAUAUAAAGUUAGCAUUCAUAUUAAACUUGUGCUUAGUAUUAGAUUUAGGAUUAGAUUCACGUUGGGGUUGGAUUCAGGAUAGGGGACGAUGGCUAUUUAUGGAUAGAGUUAGGGCUGCAGAUGGAGCUACGGAUAACGCCAGGAGGCAGAGUUAGAGCCAGGGCUAGUGUGAAGAUGUUUACAGUCCGAGCGAGGGCAACCUUUGGAUUAGCGGUAAGACAAACGUUAUGGAUAGGGGUAGAGUUAAGAGCUAGUUAUGGGGCAUUAUAGCAAGUUGUGGGCUAAAGUUCCCAAUAUAAGCAUCAUUGUCACAAUCUUUGUUUUGUUUAGGUUUCGAGAGAACAGGCUAAAAUUUGAUAACACCCAACUAAAUUUGGGCCGUGUCGUCUAAGCAGCCAUGAUCAAUCUACUGCUGGUUGAAGGCCUCCCCAAACCGCCGGAAACCUUCCAUGAUCCGACGAUGCAACGAUCUAUCCAGCAUGUGCACACUGCCUGAUUAAAUUUGCAUGUGUUAUUGGCAUAUGUAAAAAAAAACAUAGAUUAAUCGGUUCGCUUCCACGCAAUGUCCAUCGAUGAAACCGAUGCACCUUGCUCCCCCAGUUGUUUCGCCACUGUCUCAUUUCGUGGAUUGCGUUCGCUCCAUUAGCCGAGGAGUUACAUUCGCUGUGUUGUCCACGCACUGUGUAAAUAAUCGAUAGUCCCAUGCGCGACCGAACGCGUGUAUUGCGAGUGGAAGGGGCGACGUUUAUUUAAAGCCCUUGCAUCGUUAAUUGCCUUCAUGCUUUUGUGCAUCGCGUGCCAUGGCCCUCUCAGGCCGGCACCAUACAGUGACAUCCUUGAUGUCACAUCCCGGAUGUCACUCCACAUUGAUCCCAUUUCUGCAUUGCAGGCUCAAUGCUGCCCCCUUGCGCCAGUAGAGAUAGCUGGACCAAGAGACCGUGCGUGUUCGACUCACCGCGAUGCAAACGCUCGGAGCCCGCUGAAGGCUUAUUAAUUAACUUUUGUUAUCCUUGACAGUUUUACGAAAGUUAAUUGAAAUUUAAUUUCAGCCUCUCGUUCUUUUCAUCCGGUGAAUGUAACGCCGUUCAUGAAUAAGGUAUUUACGACGAGUGUAAGCAAUUUAAAUACGUAUUUAUUCACGUUUGCAUUUUACGUCAUAUAUAAUGACUGAGCAUAUCUUACUAAUUUUAGUCAUAGCAAUAAUAUACUACCCUUUGUUUACACGGGACGAGCCUCAAUUAAUCACGAUGCUUUAUUUUAGGGGAGGGCCGUGCAUUAGGAUGUUUACCCAGUUUAAUUAACGAGCCCCUCGGCAUUUAUCAGAAAACCACGGGGCUCGGACCUGAAUGAAAAUUGGUGAUAAGAGAGCGUGAUCGUCCACUCUCAUUAAGAAAGCCUUGACACGGGCUUACCGAGACGCAACCGUACAUACAGAAUACACGGUAUUAUAUUAUGACAUGAUCAUUGUAUAACCGCAAGGCCUAACAUGAUAGUAUUUGAGUUGGUGGCUUUUUGUUUAUAGCCGACGUCCCCUUGUAUGUAUAAUAUGUAUUUGUAGGAGAGUGGUUCAAGGUUAACUUGCAGAUUUGUGUUCAUAAAUACUGUCAAAUGUAUGUCCCAAUCUGUAGGUGUUACAUGUGAUAUGCUAACACUUCUGGAGUAGAUCCAACGGCUGUGACUCAGUUCGGAUUGUACAUCGGGCUGCCACCUUUCUACAAACCAAACACGCACACGUGUUUCUCAAUCACCGCUAGGUCUAUUCUCAAAACUGUGCAGUCCACUGAAAUAAAGUUGAACGCAGCAACACAGGGACCAGAUCUCGGUACAAUUAACUUCUGCCACCCGAAAACAGGACAUGCCAAUUCCUGGACUGCCCAGGUCAACCCCUGACAGUGGGGCAACAAUGUUUGGCCACGUAGUGUCUGGAAUAGAACUAAACAUUGGAUCGGGCACAAAAUUACACGGAACGAGAUAUUAGGGAUGAGCAAAGAUGCGGUGGCUUGACGUGGUGAAGAUCGCUCUUGAACAGGAAUGGUGACAGGCAAAGGAAGCUGUGAAGCCAAUGCGAGACGAAAAGAGGUGGAAACGUUAUUGUUUGGCCCCAUCUUCGAUAACAGAAGAAAGGGAACUAAUAUAAGAAUUGUUGAUUGUGAACCGGCAGUAGCAACGUCUGGCGUUGUGUGCAUGAAGUGACAUCACAAUUGUGCAAUGCAGUAUGGGGUAUUUCCAAGAUUGUGGCGAGCAUAUGAUGCGGGACAGCAGCGUCAAAUUUUGACGUUUUCUGCUAAAGGGAAAAUGCCAAAGCUGCUGACAUUUUCACGGAUUAGCGCAAUGGGUCGGUUGAUGCGUGGCCUCACACGCGGAAGUGUGUUUGAGAGGUGCAAUAGAUGUAAAAGUGGAUGUGAGACGGUAGAAAGGCGAUAAUGGGGUGUGAAAGCAGAUAUUCCCAAAAUGGCUGCAUACACGUCCUGAAAAUCUCUGUAAAUGUUGUUGGAUUAACUCUCCAACACACCGGUGUGCUGAAGUAGUAGCUAGAUGGCAUGUUUUAUUUACGUGACAAACCUUACUAAUUGGCUGUGUUGGGUGUUGGCGGGUUUAACG